This is a messenger RNA of Parastagonospora nodorum SN15, 1359 nucleotides long. RefSeq lists its product as hypothetical. The transcript has 3 exons. Gene Ontology annotation, biological process: chromatin remodeling. The coding region runs from base 1 to 1359 and encodes 452 amino acids. Lineage: Eukaryota; Fungi; Ascomycota; Dothideomycetes; Pleosporales; Phaeosphaeriaceae. Gene Ontology annotation, cellular component: Ino80 complex. The record is from RefSeq and is a predicted model, not a curated record.
AUGGCGGACCGCGCAUCGAAGCGAAUGCGCCGGGUGAGCACCGAGUAUGAAGAGUCGGAAGGAGCAGACGAGUGGAUGAAUAGCAACCGCUGCCAGCUCCAGCUCCAGCUCCCGCUCCAGCUCCAGCUCCCCUGCACCGCCAGCGCCAUGCCUCGUCUGCGUGCGCGCGCACCGCCAGCUCCUCUAACAGCUCCCAGUGCUACCCCCACGGCCUCUUCGACCCGCCCGCGACGGGGCACCGCAAACCAGUCGCCCGCCGCCGCCGUAAUCCAGCGCUCCUCGCCCGAAGAGACGCGCCAGUCCAUCCACCUCACCGUCAAAUCCUCCCCGGGAAAGCUCAGGCAGGCCACCAGCGGUGCCGUCCCCAAGACUGGAGUGAACAGGCAGAACAUAGUCGCCGGCAAGCGCGCGUCGCGGAGCAGUCGCAUAGUCCGCGAAAUCGACAGCGAGGAUGAAGACGACGAUGACGAGGAAGCCGAGGAAGCCGAUGCCAUGGAUGUCGACGACGACGACGACGACGACGACGACGACGACGGCGACGAAGACGACGACGUAGAUGCGGAAGGCGACGAUGACGAGGACAUGGAUGCCGAGGGCGACGAAGACGACGACAUGGAGGACGGUAGCCCGGCAUCCCGCAUUGUCGUGUCCUCCAAACAAAGCAUACCUGUUGCCAAACCAACCAUCAACAUCACCAAAGCCCAGGAUUCGGUCGAAGCAAAGGAGAUGGCCAUGGACGACGAUGACGACGACGACCUUAGCGAUCCCGACUCCGACCUUGACGAGGAAGACGCCGAGGGCGAGGACGAGGACGCAGAAGGCGAAGAAGACGACGAGCUGGUCGGACAGAACGGUGACCUUGACGAGGAAAUGGACAGCGACGAGGACCUCAGCCGCGGCCAAACACCCGACGUCACCAAAAUGACGAAGCGACAACGCGCGCUCGUAGAAGAAGGCAGCGACGGGGGCCUCAUGGCGCUCUCCAAUGAGGCCCAAAAGAAGAAGCACCUGACUGCUGAAGAAAACGCCAUGCGACGCGCAGAGAUGGCGCGAAGAAGGAAGAACCUCAGCGAGAAGCGCAAUGAGGAGGAAAAGUUGGACACUAUCAACCGCCUUCUCAAGAAACAACCUCCUAAACGCGGUCGCCGUGUUGCUCAUGACGAAUCGGGUCAAGAAGACGAUGCCGAGGUCGAGCGAGCAAAUCCACUCUUUGUCCGCUAUGUGCAGAAUGCAAAGGGCACUCAGCUUGGUGUACCCGACGAGUGGUUGCAAGCCCCAGUGGGUACCCUAUUCGCUGCAGACCUUGCACCCAAGGUCCAGAAACCCUUCACUGGCCGUAUGGUGGAAGAGGUGUCAUAG